Molecule: messenger RNA, 1764 nt
Organism: Drosophila rhopaloa
Lineage: Eukaryota; Metazoa; Arthropoda; Insecta; Diptera; Drosophilidae
Product: lactosylceramide 4-alpha-galactosyltransferase
Exons: 3
Coding region: 140-1279 (379 amino acids)
Biological process (GO): glycosphingolipid biosynthetic process
Molecular function (GO): alpha-1,4-N-acetylgalactosaminyltransferase activity
Source: RefSeq, a predicted model, not a curated record
UACCCUCACCGAUAAGUUAUCGAUAACUCACAUUGCUUUGUUGUGGUCCCUUUUUUGUAUUACCUUGAAUUUGCUUAUCAUUAAGCAUGACACCGGCGAUGUAGGGUUAGCAGCGAUCACAGAUUUCAGUUCUCCAGUUAUGCUCCUGCGGCUGCCCAUUUUGGCGGCACGCUUUCUUCACAACGGAAGACUGCGCCUUCUGUUUGGCGUCCUGAUCCUGGUGAUCGUCGGCAGCAUUGCUUAUAGCUACACCUGGCAAAAUGAUAACUACCUGUGUUUCAUGGAAGGCCAAGGGAUGGCGACACAGACGCCGGUUCCUGAUGCGGAAACCAGUCCCCUGGAGGAUGUGCUGCUGGCGGCGCCAAAGCCCACGCCCGGAAGAAGUAUCUUCUUCCACGAGACCAGUUGCCACCAGACCAAAAACAGGCAGUAUGAGAAACUGAAGCUCACCGCCCGCCAGGCCUGCGCAAUCGAGUCCGCAGCAUUGCAUAAUCCGAAUUUCCAAGUGUUCGUCCUGUUCGCCGGUCCCACAUAUCGAAUCUCUACCGUUGGUCGCAACAACAGCCAUCAGCAGCCUUUGGUCGACGCCAUUCUCAGCUACAGCAAUGUGCAUCUUCGGCGCCUUAAUCUCUGGAGCUAUGCUGCCGGCACACCCAUCGAUGAGUGGCUCAAAGACGGACGCUUGUUUCGCUCGAGAUAUUUGUUUUCGCACAUUUCGGAUUUUCUGCGCUAUCUUACCCUCUACCGCUACGGAGGUCUUUAUUUGGACAUGGAUGUGGUAGUGCUGCGGAGCAUGGAGGAGGUGCCCCCCAAUUACACAGGCGCCGAGUCCAACACGCAUUUGGCCGCUGGGGUCAUGAGCUUGGCAGCCACUGGCUUUGGCCACGAAAUCGCCGAAUCGUGUCUGCGCGACUUUCAGUACAACUUCAAUGGCCGAGACUGGGGCAACAACGGUCCUGGGGUUAUAACUCGUGUGGCCCAGAAAAUAUGCGGCACCAAGGACAUCGGCGUGAUGCAGGAGGAUCCAAAGCGCUGUCUCGGAUUCAAGGUAUUCGGGAGGGGCGCUUUCUACGCCGUCCCCUGGAAAAAGUGGCGCGAUUUCUUCGAGCCGGAAAAGCUUGAGGAGACGAUAGCCCGCUGCAAGGACUCGUAUGUUGUGCACGUAUGGAACAAACACUCUAGUACGCUGCCCAUCAAACAAGGUUCCACAAGCGCCUACGCCAAGUAUGCCGAACAAAACUGUCCACGCGCCUAUAAGGCGGCGGGCGAGUAUUUUUAGUAUUAUAAUUUAGUGUGUUAUUAAGCUCAAUCCAAAGAGUCGUCGCCCUAAAAGAGGGCACCAUUGUUAUGUGGCAUCGCAUUCUCAAACGCACACAUUACCGGCAACUUAAGUCAAACAAAGAACACGGAAAUAUACACUUUUUUAUUGCUUUUGGUUGCAUUUUGUCCGAUUGCACAAUAUAUUUUCAUUACCUGAACAAAAUUAAAAAGGCUCUAUAAAAAAGCUAAGAAUACUCUGAUUUCCCCCACUGUGCUUUAUUUAAUAAUUGAAACUCAAAUGUACACUUAACUAAGCUCGAAUAAGUUGGAGAAUCGUGUCCGUCAUGUACAAAAUUUUGUAUACAAGGCGGCCCCUCAAAAAAGUAAGGUAAACGGGGCAUCACUAACAUAGUCUGUAAGUUUACUAAAUUAAAUUAAAAUAGAAAAAGAAUAUGUAAAAGCUUAUUUCAAAAUAAGAUAAAAGCAGCUAUAUGAAAACAUCAA